AUGCAAAAGCGUGUGUAUACUACCGAGCGUGCGUACAGCACUGCAGAUCUGAUGCUUGCGGCUGCCAUAGGACGACGCAUAACGACAGCAUGGCCCGGUGUUUUUCGCCGAGGACCAGGCAGGUGCGCUCUACAUGCUGCGUCAAGGGCGCUGUGGUGCAAACCAACGACGCACACUAGGGACAACAUGUGUCAGAACAGCAAUAACGGGGCUGGCAAGAAGCCGCGCGAAGUCUUGCCGGCAAAUGUGAAGCCGGUGCAUUAUCAACUGCAAAUGGAACCCGAUUUCACGGGAUUCACGUUUCAGGGACAGGUAAACAUUGAGCUCGAGGUAAACGACCCUGCUGUGAAUUCUGUGGAGCUCAACACAUGCGACCUCGAGAUUCAGGAAUCGCGCAUUGGCGAGACGGCUGCCACGUUUGUUGAGCACAAUGAAGACCUGCAGCGCACGCGCUUUACGUUUCCGGAAACUGUCUUCCAACAGGACAAGCGCGUGACGUUAAGCUUGAAGUUCACCGGCAUUCUAAACGACAACAUGGCGGGCUUUUACCGGGCCAAGUACGAGGACAAAUUGACGGGCGAGACGAAGUAUAUGGCUACGACACAGAUGGAGCCGACUGACGCGCGCCGUGCCUUCCCCUGCUUUGACGAACCCAACCUAAAGGCUACAUAUGAUAUCACGCUUGUUUCCGAGCCAAACUACACUCACCUGUCCAACAUGGAUGUGAAGAAGGAGGAAUUACGCGAUGGGAAGAAGUACACUGAGUUUAACACUACGCCACCUAUGUCGACAUACCUAGUUGCCUUUGUCAUCUCUGAGUUGCGCUACGUGGAGAACAAGGACUUCCGUAUCCCAAUUCGUGUGUAUGCAACGCCAGGUAAUGAACACUUGGGCCAGUUUGCUGCGGACCUCACUGCCAAGACGCUAGCGUUCUUUGAGAAUGCAUUUGGUAUUCAGUACCCCUUGCCUAAGAUAGACAAUGUCGCCGUGCACGAAUUUAGCGCGGGUGCCAUGGAAAACUGGGGUCUUGUUACCUACCGUGUCGUGGACCUUUUGCUUGACAGGGAGAACACCACCUUGGGCUGCUUGCAACGUGUGGCUGAAGUUGUUCAGCACGAAUUAGCCCACCAAUGGUUCGGAAACCUUGUGACCAUGGAUUGGUGGGAAGGUCUCUGGUUGAAUGAGGGGUUUGCCACUUGGAUGUCAUGGUACUCUUGCAAUGAAUUCGAACCCGAGUGGAGGGUGUGGGAGCAAUAUGUUCCAGACAAUCUACAAAGUGCACUAUCUCUGGAUUCGCUAAGGUCUUCUCACCCAAUUGAGGUCCCUGUGAAACGUGCUGACGAGAUCAAUCAGAUUUUUGAUGCCAUUUCUUACUCGAAGGGCUCUUCUCUUUUGAGAAUGAUUUCUAAGUGGCUCGGUGAGGAUGUCUUUGUUAAGGGUGUCUCCAACUACUUGAACAAGUUCAAGUACGGGAACGCGAAGACCACCGACUUGUGGGAUGCGUUAUCCGAGACAUCCGGCAAAGACGUUCGCAGCGUAAUGGAUAUCUGGACAAAGAAGGUUGGAUUCCCAGUUAUCACUGUCGAGGAAAAUGAUGGCAAACUAACUUUUACUCAACAUCGUUAUUUGUCAACUGGAGAUGUAAAGCCGGAAGAAGAUCAGACAAUCUAUCCUGUUUUUCUAUCAUUGAGGACUAAAAAAGGCGUGGAUAAUACCCUGGUUUUGGAUAAGAGAUCCAUUAGUGUUGACUUGGAAGACAUUGACUUUUACAAGGUCAACGCUGACCAGGCAGGUAUUUACAUCACUUCCUACCCCGAUGAAAGGUGGGACAAAUUUGCCUCCCAGGCUUCCUUAUUAUCUGUUGAGGACCGGACCGGUUUAGUGGGCGACGUUAGAUCUCUAGCGUCUUCUGGUUACACUUCUACCGCAAACCUUUUGAAGCUUGUUUCAAAGUGGUCAAAUGAAGACUCCUUUGUUGUGUGGGAUGAAAUGGCCAGUUGCUUGUUUUCUUUACGCUCCAACUGGAUGUUCGAAAAUGAGGAGGUAACUAAGGCAAUUGACCACUACCUCAGGCAGCUAUUUGCGCCAAAAGCUCAUGCCUUGGGCUGGAACUUCACUGACGAGGAUACUUUUGCUUCGCAACGCCUGAAGAUUAGACUUUUCUCCGCAGCAUGCUCUGUCGGCGACGAGAAGGUUAGCAAUGCCGCUUUGGAAAUGUUUGAUAAAUAUAUUGCCGGUGACAAGAAGGCUAUCCACCCUCUAAUUAAGCCAUCGGUCUUUAUUGCUGCUGCUAACAAGGGCACGGAGUUCUACUAUGAGAAGAUACUCGAAAUUUACAAGAACGCAUCAUCGGAUGAUGAGAAGCUAGCUGCGCUGAGAACGUUGGGUAAGUUCAACGAUCCUAAACUGAUUCAGAGAACCUUGGGCUUCUUGUUUGACGGUACUGUUCUAACCCAGGAUAUAUAUAUCCCAAUGCAGGGUCUUCGUACCCACAAGGAGGGUAUCGUUGCUCUCUGGGCUUGGUUCCAAGAAAACUGGGAUGAAAUUGUCAAGAGAUUACCACCCGGUCUAUCCAUGCUUGGAUCCGUUGUCAUUCUUGCUACUUCCGCCUUCAGUUCUCACCAAAUGGCAGAUGAGGUAAGAGCCUUCUUUGCAACUAAAUCCACCAAGGGCUUUGACCAGAGCUUGGCACAGUCGCUCGACAGUAUUACCGCGAAAGCGCAAUGGCUGGACAGAGACCGCGAGGUGGUGGCAGAGUACUUGAAGGGAAACUAUUAUAAGAACCACAAGUAA
This is a messenger RNA of Eremothecium gossypii ATCC 10895, 2793 nucleotides long. Its product is annotated as M1 family metallopeptidase. The transcript has 2 exons. Gene Ontology annotation, cellular component: cytoplasm. The record is from RefSeq and is marked provisional. Gene Ontology annotation, biological process: proteolysis; peptide catabolic process. NCBI's taxonomy places the organism in Eukaryota, Fungi, Ascomycota, Saccharomycetes, Saccharomycetales, Saccharomycetaceae. Gene Ontology annotation, molecular function: peptide binding; zinc ion binding; metalloaminopeptidase activity. Bases 1 to 2793 code for a protein of 930 amino acids.